CCUCUGGUCUCUGGUCGUUCUAGGUUGAAUAAAGAUGGCAGAUCAUCGGAAUGGAAAUGGCAAUGCUUCUGCUGCAGCCGCAUACACCAUCAAUAUUGAGAACUUCAGCAAACGGCUGAAAAGUUUUUAUUCUCACUGGAAGGAACAUAGAACUAAUCUAUGGGGUUCAUCUGAUGCUGUUGCAAUCGCAACGCCUCCUGCUUCUGAGGAUCUGAGGUACCUUAAAUCCUCGGCGCUCAACAUUUGGUUGCUAGGUUAUGAGUUCCCUGAGACCAUUAUGGUCUUCAUGAAGAAGCAGAUCCAUUUCUUAUGUAGCCAAAAGAAGGCCUCUCUGCUUGAUGUCCUUAAGAAAUCUGCAAAGGAGGCUGUGGGUGCCGAAGUUGUGAUGCAUGUCAAGGGGAAAACCGAUGAUGGAACUGCUUUGAUAGAGGAGAUAUUUCGGGCUGUACGUGCUCAGUCCAAAUCUGAUGGCAUUGAAUCCCCAGUUGUUGGACACAUUGCGAAGGAGGCUCCUGAAGGUAAUCUGUUGGAGACAUGGAGUGACAAACUAAAGAACUCUAAUUUCCAGCUUAGUGAUGUGACCAAUGGUUUCUCCGACUUCCUUGCUGUAAAAGACAGCACCGAGAUCACAAAUGUGAAGAAAGCAGCUUUCUUGACCGCUUCUGUGAUGAAGCAUUUUGUGGUCCCGAAACUUGAGAAGGUCAUUGACGAGGAGAAAAAGAUCUCACAUUCUUUAUUAAUGGAUGAAACUGAGAAGGCAAUUCUGGAACCUGCAAAGGUUAAGGUGAAGCUCAAAGCGGAGAAUGUUGAUAUCUGUUACCCUCCCAUCUUUCAGAGUGGGGGAGAAUAUGAUCUCAGGCCGAGUGCUUCAAGUAAUGAUGAGAGUCUGUACUAUGACUCAACAAGUGUGAUCAUAUGCGCCAUUGGAUCUCGUUAUAACAGCUACUGCUCAAAUCUUGCCAGGACUAUACUGAUUGAUGCGAAUGCAGCACAGAGCAAGGCUUAUGAGGUUCUUCUUAAGGCUCAUGAAGCAGCAAUCAGUGCAUUAAAGCCAGGGAACAAGGUCAGUGCAGCCUACCAAGCAGCCCUAUCAGUGGUUGAGAAGGAAGCUCCUGAAUUAGCUCCAAAUUUGACAAAAUCUGCUGGUACUGGUAUUGGCCUUGAGUUCCGUGAAUCAGGUUUGAGUCUGAAUGCGAAGAAUGAUCGAGUAUUGAAGGCAGGAAUGGUUUUCAAUGUUUCUCUUGGGUUGCAGAACUUGCAAGCACAGACCAAGAAUCCAAAGACAGAAAAAUUUUCACUGUUGCUGGCAGACACUGUUAUCAUCAACGAGAAGCAACCAGAAGUUGUGACUUCUAUAAGCUCCAAAGCUGUCAAGGAUGUGGCUUAUUCUUUCAAUGAAGAUGAGGAGGAGGAAGAAGAAAAACCAAAAGUAAAAUCUGAAGCCAAGGGCCAUGAGCCCUUGUUGUCAAAGGCGACACUCAGGUCGGACAACCAGGAGAUGACAAAAGAGGAGCUACGGAGGCAGCACCAGGCAGAGCUUGCCCGCCAGAAAAAUGAAGAGACUGCCAGAAGGCUGGCAGGGGGUGGGAAUGGAACAGGUGAUGCUCGUGGUGGAGCAAGAGCUCUGGGUGAUCUUGUUGUUUAUAAGAACGUCAAUGAUAUCCCCCCUACCAAGGAAUUGAUGAUUCAGAUUGACCAGAAGAAUGAGGCAGUACUUUUGCCAAUUUAUGGAAGCAUGGUUCCUUUCCAUAUUGCAACCAUCAAAAGUGUGAACAGCCAACAAGAUAGUAAUAGGUCUUGGUAUGUCCGUAUAAUCUUCAAUGUACCAGGGACCCCAUUCAAUCCCCAUGAUACAAACUCUCUAAAGUUCCAAGGGUCUAUCUAUUUGAGGGAGGUCUCAUUCCGUUCCAAGGACUCGAGGCAUAUCAGUGAAGUGGUACAGCAUAUCAAGACUCUCCGUCGGCAGGUUGCAUCAAGGGAAUCAGAGAGAGCUGAGAGGGCUACCUUGGUUACUCAGGAGAAAUUGCAGUUAGCGGGGGGCAGAUUCAAGCCGAUAAGGUUGACAGACCUGUGGAUCCGUCCUUCCUUCGGAGGUCGGGGAAGGAAGCUCCCUGGUGCUUUAGAAGCUCAUGUAAAUGGGCUUCGUUAUUCCACAUCGAGACAGGAUGAGCGGGUUGACGUCAUGUAUGUUAACAUCAAGCAUGCAUUCCUCCAGCCUGCUGAGAAAGAGAUGAUCACCUUACUGCAUUUCCACCUGCACAACCAUAUUAUGGUGGGUAACAAGAAGACCAAGGAUGUCCAGUUCUAUGUUGAGGUCAUGGAUGUUGUCCAGACUCUGGGCGGAGGGAAGAGAUCUGCAAAUGACCCAGAUGAGAUUGAGGAGGAGCAGCGGGAAAGGGACCGGAAGAACAGGAUCAACAUGGACUUCCAAAAUUUUGUCAACAAGGUAAAUGAUCUUUGGGGACAGCCGCAGCUUAAGGGGCUUGACCUUGAGUUUGACCAGCCACUGAGGGAACUUGGCUUCCAUGGGGUUCCCCACAAGGCAGCAGCUUUCAUCAUUCCAACCACAAGCUGCCUGGUUGAGUUGAUAGAAACACCUUUCUUGGUGGUCACAUUGAGUGAAAUUGAAAUUGUGAACCUGGAGAGAGUUGGGCUUGGACAGAAAAACUUUGACAUGACUAUUGUAUUCAAGGACUUCAAGCGGGAUGUCCUUCGGAUUGACUCGAUUCCAUCUUCAUCACUUGACAGCAUCAAGGAGUGGCUCGACACAACAGACCUCAAGUACUACGAGAGCAGACUGAAUCUGAACUGGCGGCCUAUAUUGAAGACAAUCACUGAUGACCCGGAGAAGUUCAUUGAGGAUGGGGGGUGGGAGUUCCUGAACAUGGAAGCAAGUGACUCAGACUCAGAUAAUACAGAGGACACUGACCAAGGCUAUGAGCCAUCCGAUGUGCAGUCUGAGUCGGGUUCUGAUGAUGACAAUGAUGAUAGCGAGUCACUGGUGGAGUCGGAGGAUGAAGAGGAGGAGGAUUCUGAGGAAGUCUCAGAGGAAGAGGAGGGGAAGACAUGGGAGGAGUUGGAGAGGGAGGCAACCAAUGCAGACAAGGAGAAAGGAGAUGAAUCCGAUAGUGAGGAGGAGCGGAAAAGAAGGAAGAUGAAGGCUUUUGGUAAGGCUCGGGUCCCUGAUAGAGGUGCCCCUCCCAAGAGGGCUAAGUUGAGGUAGAGUGUGAUGGAGCUUCAGUUCUUUUCAAUCAAUAUUGGAGUAAACUAUGAUAGCAGCAGUAGUGGAACUGGUGGCAGCAAUGGCAGUAGAGCCAGUAGAUGGUACCUUAUUUCUUAGCUGUGAUGAACCUUGUUAAAGAUCUAAUAGGGAUCUUCCACAUCUUGUUUCUUUGUUUUGGCUGUUGAACAGAACAAUAUAUGGGCUUGGUUUGUAUUUGAUGACCAUUUAUGAGUUGGUUGUAAAAGGAAAAUUUUUUUUGAAGUGAAUGGAGAUUACUGCAAAAUUGCCAAAGCAA
This is a messenger RNA of Telopea speciosissima, 3518 nucleotides long. Its product is annotated as FACT complex subunit SPT16-like. The record is from RefSeq and is a predicted model, not a curated record. NCBI's taxonomy places the organism in Eukaryota, Viridiplantae, Streptophyta, Magnoliopsida, Proteales, Proteaceae. The coding region runs from base 35 to 3223 and encodes 1062 amino acids. Gene Ontology annotation, cellular component: FACT complex. Gene Ontology annotation, biological process: positive regulation of transcription elongation by RNA polymerase II; transcription elongation by RNA polymerase II. The transcript has a single exon. Gene Ontology annotation, molecular function: nucleosome binding.